CGGCACCAUGGGCAGCAUCUACAAGGAAUAUUUCAACCGCGACAAAAUCCGCGAGCACUACAACUACACCAAGGGCGACACGGAGAGCGCGGCGCCCUCGCGCUGGGUGGGCUCGGCGCUGAUCGUGCUGCUCUGCUGCGUCAUCGUGCUGGAAAACCUSCUGGUGCUCGUGUCCAUCUGCCGCAACAAACGCCUGCACUUGGCCAUGUACAUCUUCAUCGGCAAUUUGGCCGCCUCGGACCUGCUGGCCGGAGUGGCCUUCAUGGUCAACAUCCUGCUGUCGGGAGCCACCACCUUCAGCCUGACGCCGGUGCAGUGGUUCGUGCGCGAGGGCACGGCGUUCGCCACGCUGGCCGCCUCGGUGUUCAGCCUGCUGGCCAUCGCCAUCGAGCGGCACGUGGCCAUCACCAAGGUGAAGGUGUACAGCAGCGACAAGAGCUGCCGCAUGGUGCUGCUGAUCGGGGCGUGCUGGGUGAUCGCCGCCGCCAUCGGCAGCUUGCCCAUCAUGGGCUGGAACUGCAUCAGCGACCUGGGCGACUGCUCCACCGUGCUGCCGCUCUACUCCAAGCGCUACGUGCUCUUCGUCACCACCAUCUUCACCCUCAUCCUGCUGGCCAUCGUGGGGCUCUACACGCGCAUCUACUGCAUCGUGCGCUCCAGCCACGCCGAGAUCGCCUCGGCGCAGACGCUGGCGCUGCUCAAGACGGUCACCAUCGUGCUGGGAGCCUUCAUCGUCUGCUGGCUGCCCGCCUUCAUCAUCCUCCUGCUGGACGCCUCGUGCCCGGUGCGCGCYUGCCGCGUGCUCUACAAAGCCAAUUAUUUUUUCGCUUUCGCCACGCUCAACUCGGCCGCCAACCCGGUGAUCUACACGCUGCGCAGCAAGGACAUGCGCGGCGAGUUCCUGCGCCUGCUCUGCUGCUGCGGCCGGGGCCGGAGGCCGAAGCCCCCGGGUCGGGCGGGGGUCCCACUGCGAACGUCCAGCUCGUUGGAGAGGGGAGCCCCCUGCCCCAAAGGGGAGCUGGGCAUGGCGCCGCUGAGCCGAGAGUGCACCACGUCCGUCUGAUGUGGGGUGAGGGG
Molecule: messenger RNA, 1077 nt
Organism: Malurus melanocephalus (red-backed fairy wren)
Lineage: Eukaryota; Metazoa; Chordata; Aves; Passeriformes; Maluridae
Gene: S1PR2
Product: sphingosine-1-phosphate receptor 2
Exons: 1
Coding region: 8-1063 (351 amino acids)
Biological process (GO): sphingosine-1-phosphate receptor signaling pathway
Cellular component (GO): membrane
Molecular function (GO): sphingosine-1-phosphate receptor activity
Source: RefSeq, a predicted model, not a curated record